This is a messenger RNA of Trichoplusia ni (cabbage looper), 7852 nucleotides long. RefSeq names its product TATA-binding protein-associated factor 172 (gene Hel89B). NCBI's taxonomy places the organism in Eukaryota, Metazoa, Arthropoda, Insecta, Lepidoptera, Noctuidae. The transcript has 34 exons. The record is from RefSeq and is a predicted model, not a curated record. The coding region runs from base 235 to 5841 and encodes 1868 amino acids. Gene Ontology annotation, molecular function: TBP-class protein binding; ATP binding; DNA binding.
UCCACAAUAAAGACGGACUCAUCAGCAGCAUGGCUGUCAGUAUAAAUUUGAAGCUUGAACGAUGCGCUUCCUCUCGUCACGUUGGUUUUUUUUGUUUGUGCAUUUUGACGAAAAUGAUAUCGUGUGUGAUUCUGUGUGGCAUAAAAUAUGGAAACCCCUGGGUGCAGUGACCUGAUAUCUGCCUUGUUACGCAAGGACCGGAAUAACUCAUCCAGUUGAUCGUCAGACUUCAGUAUGACGUCCAGAUUGGAUCGUCUGUUCGUCCUGCUGGAGGCGGGCGCGGGUCCGGCGACACGUCGCGCCGCCGCCCGCCAGCUCGGCGAGGUGCAGAAGGCGCACCCUGAGGAGCUGCACCGGCUGCUCGCCAGGCUCAUGACGCAUCUGCGCUCUACUGCCUGGGAAACCAGGAUCGCUGCUGCACAGGCAGUGGAAGCGAUCCUUACGAAUGUACCGGAGUGGCAUCCAGCACCGUUCACGGGCAAGAAAGAAGAAAAAGUAGAGCCGGAAGACAACGGUCGCCUGCGAUGCGAGACCUUCGAUAUAGAUCGCGUUCUGCAGCACGGCGCGCACCUCAUGGGCUCCGAGGGCAAGGAGUACGAUCUCGACGAAGAACCGCUUAAUGUUGCAGAUUCGAAGGAGCGCCUAGCGAAACAGCGGCAGCAGUUGAACGCUCGCCUCGGACUCGACGUGGCUGCCAAUCUGGGGGUCGAUCUCAACUCUAUGUAUACCAAUGAGGACCUAUGUCCUGUCAAACCCGUUAUAAACAAGACUGAAUUAAACAGAAGGCCAGUACAAGAGAUAGUGAUAACCGCGAAGCCGCUAAGCUCCCGGGAGAUGAACCUGGCGAAGCGGAAGGCGCGGCUCGCCUUCAGCAAGCAGAAGUCGCGAGACUGCUCCGAGGACGGGCCCUCAGCGCCGCCCACACCGCCGGUGGAACCAGACAGGAAGAAAAUCAAGUUGGAACAGCCUGAUGAAUUUAUUUUCGAAAGCACAGCACCGGUCCCAGAUUGUUCGGGAUCAUGGGGCGAGUGUACGCGCUGGCCGCUGGAGGCCUGGGCCGGCGCGCUGCAGGCUCAGCUGUUCAGCGCGGCCUGGGAGUCCCGCCACGGCGCCGCCAGCGCGCUCAGGGAGCUGCUGCGAGCCAAGAUCGUGAGCUCCGCAGGACAUGACGCGAAUAUGACCGCUCAAGAGAUGGAACAGGCACAUCAAGAGUGGCUCGAAGAUAUGGCGCUUCGGUUGCUGUGUGUUCUUGCUUUAGACCGCUUUGGAGACUUCGUUUCUGAUCAGGUGGUAGCGCCAGUACGUGAAACUUGUGCCCAAACGUUAGGCGUGGCGCUCGCGCAGCUGAGUGAAGAGCGAGUGAAGUCCGUGGCGCAGCUGUUGGCAUCUUUGUCUACGCACCCGCAGUGGGAAGCGAGGCAUGGGGCGCUGUUGGGAUUCAAGUACCUGCUGGCUGCUAGACAGGAGGUGGCAUGCGAAAGUGGAGCAUUAGAACACUUGAUAAACGGUCUCGGCGACGUGGCCGAGGACGUGUCGGCGGUGGCGGCGGGCGCGCUGGCCCCCGCGGCGCGCGCGCUGGCGGCGCGGCGCGGCGCGGCCGUGCGGGCCGUGGUGGCGCGGCUGUGGCGCCUGCUGGCCGACCAGGACGAGCUGGCCUCGCCCGCCAACUCCUACAUGGCGCUGCUGGCCGCGCUCAUGGCGCUGCCCGAGCCCGCCAGCUUGCUGCACCCAAUAGACUUAGCGGACGUGCUACCCCGCCUAUGGCCAUACCUGGACCAUUCAACGAGUUCCGUCCGUAAAGCCACGCUUCAAACUCUUCGUACACUUACUAGGCCUCUAGUCACCAGCCAUUCCAAAAACGGGACCGACACCAACGGGAAUAAUGAUGUCACUAACCUAGAAGUCGAGGAGUACUUGAACUGGACGCCCGAGCUGCUUCAGGAAGCGAUGAGGCAUAUAUACCAAAGGGUUCUGUUUGAACACGUGCAUGAGAUUCAAGAGAUUGCUGUGCAAGUGUGGGAGAAUUUCCUGAAGUACGCGUCGUUAGGAGUGAUCCUGCUGGCGGCGUGUCCCGUGCUGGCCACGUGGCUGUGUCUGGCCAUGCAGCCCGCGCGCCUGCCCGUCGACCCCAUGCUACUGCUACACCCACCGCCUAAGGAGCGUCGCACCCGCUCCGUGUCGCAGUCGUCGGAGGGCUCGCUGCCGCCGGAGCUGCGCCCGAGCCAGAAGUGGUUCGUGGGCGGCUCCGAGUCGCAGCCCAGCGCCGCGCGCGACAGGAACGUCACCCGCGCCCGCUGCCUCGCCGCUGAUAUAUUAGGUCACCUGUCAUGUUACCUUGUACAACCCGCACCUGGUAUAGAGUACAAAGCUGAAGACGAGAGUCCAAUAGACUGUUAUGUUAAGGUGAUGGUAGUGUACCUGCGGUCGGGCAGCGCGCUGCAGCGGCUGGUGGCCAGCCUCGUGGUGUCGGCCUGGGCGCGCCACACGCGUGGACACGACGUGUUCCCGCCCGCCCUGCGCCACAGCAACGGGGACGCCGACGAGAACGAUAAGGAAAAACAGGGAGACAGCACAAACAGCGAAGAUGAGAGUCUUAUAUCCAGGUUGGCGCCGCCGGUACUAACAAACACGUUACACACAGCGCUCAACCAAGCUCUCUAUUACGACGAGGUUGCGCUUAACUGUAACAGAAUACUACAAGAAGCUCGCGAUCUGCACGCCAUGAUGAAGCAUUAUAAGCUGCCCGUGGAUGGUGAAGAGUUGAGCAAUAUAUUGAGGCUAGAACAGGUUGCAUAUCUAACCACGGUAUCGCAACCGCUGGUGGCGGCGAUGAAAUCCAAACGAGUGGCUCAGACUCUGGAAGAGAGGCGGAAGAACCUGCAAACUGCCGUCAAUCUGUGUACUAUUGAACAAGGAUCGCUUAAUGUCUCUGUCCAAGCGGCAAUAGCGGGCGCUUGCUCGAACCUGCACAUCUUGCCGGAGAAGUUGAACCCAGUGGUGCGGCCACUCAUGGACAGCAUCAAGAAGGAGCCUUCUGAGGAGUUGCAGCAGAAUUCUGCUGAUACACUAGCCGCGCUACUGGCGCAGCUCGUGAACAGGGAUCCCUGUCCGAAUAAUAAAGUGCUGGUCAAUCUGAAGGCGUUCUUGAGGUGUGAUCCAGAGUACACGCCACGCAUUUCACUAGAAAGUACAGAGGAAGCGAACGGUGACUCCGGUAGCGGUGACAGCGGACACGAGGGCAAGGGUGAACAAGUGUCGCAGGCUCCAGCAUUGGACAAGUACAGCGGCAUCCUGACGCUAUGGGAGCAGCAGCGCAGCGCGGAGCGGACAGCGCCGCGGCGCGGCCGCCCGCCCGCCGCCGCCGCCGCGCUCGCCAUCGACCAGCUGCUGCCGCACGAGGACGAGGCUCGCAAAUUACUAAGGAUCCAAAGACGAGGUGCCACAUUGGCUCUGACGAGCCUGGCAACAUACUUCGGCGAUGAGUUACCAGAGAAGUUGCCGAAGCUUUGGGAGUUUAUAUCGGAGCCACUCGAGAGGGUUAUGACUGAUACUGAGUUGGAGCAGCUGGAGUGCAGCGCGGGCGAGGAGCUGAUCUCCCGCCUGCAGGUGGUGGAGGCCGUGUGCGGCGCGCUGGCGGGCGGCGCGCGCGCGCGGCUGGCGGGCGCCGCGCGGGCCGCCGCCGGGCUCGCGCGCGCCAGGCACACCGCGCUGCGACACAUGGCCGCGCGCGCGCUCGCCGCGCUCUGCCGCGCCCGCUACCCCGGGGUCAUGCGGACCGUCGUGCGGGAGUUAGUGCCCGCCCUGAGCGACGUCCGCAGCGACAGCGUGCGUUGCGGCGCGGCGGAGGCGCUGGCGCGGGUGGUGGACGCGCUGCAGCUGCAGAUAGUGCCAUACAUCGUGCUGCUCGUCGUGCCGCUACUCGGUCGCAUGAGUGACCACUGCGAGGCAGUCCGCAUCAUGUCGACGCGUUGCUUCGCGUCGCUCAUCCAGCUGAUGCCGCUGGACGGGCCGGCCGCCGACCCGCCCGACCUCGAGCCCGAGCUGCGCGCGCGACGGAACUCCGACAAACAGUUCCUCGACCAACUGUUCAACCCCAAGUCUAUCAAGGAUUACAAGAUACCUGUGCCAGUGUCGGCUGAGCUACGGUCGUAUCAACAGGCGGGCGUGAACUGGCUGCGCUUCCUGUACGAGUACAAGCUGCACGGCGUGCUGUGCGACGACAUGGGGCUGGGCAAGACGCUGCAGUCCGUGGUGGUGGUGGCGGGCUCGCACGCCGAGCGCGCCCGCGCCCGCGCGCCGCAGCUGCCCUCGCUCGUCGUGUGCCCGCCCACACUCACCGGUCACUGGGUAUUUGAAGUGAACAAAUUCAUCCCGUCCAAAUUCCUGAAACCCUUACAGUACGUGGGCAUACCGUACGAACGUGAACGUCUACGACAUCAUGUGAAGCACUACAACUUCAUUGUGGCUUCCUACGAUAUAGUGAGGAAGGAUAUUGAUUUCUUCAGCAGUAUCAAGUGGAAUUACUGCAUAUUGGAUGAAGGACAUGUCAUUAAGAACGGCAAGACGAAGGUGUUUAAAGCCAUCAAACAGAUUGUAGCUAAUCAUAGACUGAUACUCUCUGGAACACCGAUACAGAACAACGUGCUGGAGCUGUGGUCGCUGUUCGACUUCCUGAUGCCGGGACUGCUGGGCACGGAGCGGCAGUUCACGGCGCGCUACUCGCGGCCCAUCCUGGCGGCGCGCGACGCCAAGGCCACGCCGCACCAGCUGCAGGCCGGCGCGCUCGCCUGCGAGGCGCUGCACCGACAGGUGUUACCAUUCCUGUUGCGUCGUGUAAAGGAGGAUGUUCUAAAGGAGCUGCCUCCUAAGAUCACGCAAGACUACUACUGUGAUCUGAGCCCGCUGCAGCGGCGCUUGUAUGAGGACCUGUCCAAGGAGCACAUGCCUCACGGGAUCGCCUCAAACCACACGCACGUCUUCCAGGCGCUGCACUACCUGCAGAACGUGUGCAACCACCCGAAGCUGGUCCUGACCGCGGAGCACCCGGCGGCGCGCGCCAUCGCCGCGCAGCUGCAGCAGCAGAACUCCUCGCUGCACGACAUCAACCACUCCGCCAAGCUGCCCGCGCUCAAACAACUCCUCCUCGACUGCGGCAUCGGUACCACGGCGUCUGACGCAGAGCCCGAAGUGGUAGUGUCCCAGCACCGCGCGCUCGUGUUCUGCCAGCUCAAGAAGAUGCUGGACAUAGUGGAGCACGACCUGCUGAAGCGCCACCUGCCGGCCGUCACCUACCUGCGCCUGGACGGCAGCGUGCCGCCGCACAAGAGGCACGAACUCGUCACGCGGUUCAAUAACGACGUGUCCAUUGAUCUGCUGCUACUCACUACAGCCGUGGGCGGUCUCGGUCUGAACCUAACUGGAGCGGAUACUGUGAUUUUUGUGGAACAUGACUGGAACCCCAUGAAGGACUUGCAAGCGAUGGACCGCGCUCAUCGUAUCGGACAAAAGAAGGUCGUCAACGUCUACCGCCUCAUCACUCGUGAUACGCUCGAGGAGAAGAUUAUGGGAUUACAAAAAUUCAAGCUACUCACGGCGAACACUGUAAUAAGCAGCGAGAACGCAGCAAUGGAGACAAUGGGCACCGACCAGCUGCUCGACCUGUUCAACUUGUCCAGCAGUAACGCGCAGACUCCGCAGCAACAGCAGCAGCAACAACAGGCGGGACCUUCUGGCUCCAAGUCCGUGCUGGAGACACUGCCAGACCUCUGGGACGACAAACAGUACGAAGAGGAGUACGACAUGACCAACUUUAUUAAAGGACUGAACAAAAUGAGCGCUUAACCCUUCAAGUUGGUAACUGCAAUUUAAGUCAUUGUCACCCAAUAUUCUAGCAGCUGCAUGGUCAACUUUUUGGUGGGCUCUCGAACCCGUUUAUAGGCCAUGGCCCAUUAACCUGGCAGCUGGAAUCUGGUUAAAAGCAAAAACAAUUUUUUUUUUUCGAUAGUGACCUGACCAAGUCCAACCGACAUAAUAAUUUAGAGCUAGCAACUUGAAACAUUAUAAUUACUGUUCAAUUUUAUUUUCAAAUAUUUCGCAUAUUAGCGCGAUCAGUUUUUCAGUCUAAAUAAGUCCUAGAUUGGGUAAUAAGCUGCGUUAUACCCACCUUUCUGUUCAAGUUGUGUGCCAAUAUCUAAAAUGCAUAAGUGAUUCAAUAUAAGCGAUACAAUGCAUUCUAAUCGUAAGAUUAAAACGUAUUUCAUUUGAUAAAUAUAUAGCUUUAGGAUGUGUUCGAUUUUGGUGUAGCCAAAUUGAUUUACCUUGUACUGAGUUGGGCUGUGGUGGUAGUGACAAGACGACGCACGACCAAUCGACGUUGAGACAUUUUUAUACUUCUUUCAUGUACACAACAUAAUGUGUAGUGGUAAUGAGUGUCGAACAUUCCAUGUACCAUACAUGGCUUAUCCAUUUGCUCGACUCCGUUUGUCGUGACUACCAAAGCUUAUCGCAAGACCACCGCAGUCCUAACGUUGACCUUCCUACAAAGCCCACGCUUUGUUGGGAGGUUGCUAUGUUUGAAGAGGCUGACCAUUCUAGUAGUGAUAGUUGUAGACCCAGACAGCUUUAGAAAGUUGCCUUAGUAAUGUUCUAUGAAUCUUGUAUUUCUUAAAAUUGUGUAGUUCUUAGACUAGUUUUAUUAUACACACGUGUGACGAUACACGCAGUAGUGUAGCAUUUUGUAAAUUUACAGUCUAUUUCACUUUCAUACAACGAGUCCAUCACACUUGAGCUUUCGAUAUCAGUCAAUUAUAUCUGAUGAGAUACAUUUUAUAAGUGUUCGGUACUACUUUAGCUGUAUGUAUAACCAUACUAUUAUGAAAUAGUCUGUAACGAGUAUUCAAUAACUUUCUGCAAUUAAAAGUAAAGUUGAUUACGAAUGAAGAUCAUGGUAGUCAUUGUUUGAUUUGAACGAAAUAUCCGUAGAAAGUUCAUGAUUAUAAUGUUACUUAUUUAUACAUUUUUGAACUUGGUCAUAAACAAUUGUUAGGGAUUGAUUAGUAUUAAGUACUCUUAAAAUCGCAAAAUAUCUAAACCUUUCUUACACUAAUCAAUCCCUACUGAUUGUUUAAGUAAAUUACAUGUAGUUACAAACUUUCUUAAAGUUCAAAGCUAAAUUGAUAGAUAGCAUUCUUACCAUUGCAUCAUUUAGUUAUUUAGAAAAUUUAAUAUAUUAUCAACUUGUAUUAAUUAAUUAGGUGAUCAAGCCAAAAUAAUGUAGUUGUGACUGUCAUAAACAUCACUGGCCCCCUAUUGUUAUACAAAUAUUUAUUUACUCAAUACUUACGUAAACACUUAGUAGUUCAUUCUGUAAGCUAUUCAAAUGUAAGGUUCCUUGUGUAAGAAUUUACCUCAUGAUUUGAUUUUUCUCUAUGAUUGAAUAAUUUAUUUAUUAUUGUAGCGUUAUAAGGAACAGUCAUGCUGCUUUAGUCAUUUUUGUAGUUUUUAGUGUGGCGCAGCGUCGCUGGUGUUUAUAUUUAGAUUUGAAUGUUUUUUGUUUGCUGUUCAGUACCUGCUCAACAUAAAGCACUAAUGAAUAAAUAAAAGAAUGAUGUUUUGUUCUAUAUUCAUGCGUGAUUUUUUACAAGCAAAACAGUUAAUUCGCUAUUCUCUUGUAUUUUGUGUAUAAAUAUUUUAUUGUUAAAGAUUUUGUCAAAAUUCACUAAGUUUAAGUCUGUGAAUUCAUGUUUCGUAAUACUUUUGUGUGAUGAGUGGCAAAAUCGCACGUACUUCCAGUCUAUUUGUAGUAAAUCUAUGUUGGUCUACUGUCUGGAUAAAAAUAAAGCAUUUUUUGUAA